GAUUGAAAAUUUAUAAAAAGAAACAAGCUUGGAAGCUAACGUUUAGGUUUAGCUCAUGUUUCUUUGGAGAGAUGGAUUGUGAGGGAGUGAGACCACUCAGACCAGAUGCCCCGUUAGCUUUCUAUUGGCGAGAAGAGGCCGACGGAAGUCAGAGAUGGAGAUUCUGAUGAUCAAUUGGGGAAGAAGAGGAGAGGGGUUUUGGAUGGUAACAUGAAUAAGGUUGCGGAGACUGUAGAAAGCUGAAGAUCACUUGCAGGUUAUAAAUAAAGAUCAAAGGAUGCAGAAUUUUAUUUCGGAGUUGAGCUUUUACAUUAAAGAGUAAAGAUGAAGACAAAGAAAAGGCAUAAAAAUGAGGGGGGUGAGACAACGACAACGAUUUUGGACUCAGAGCUCAUGAUGCUUUUGAAGCAACAACCGACUUGUUUGCUAUGAAACCGUUUAAUCUCAGAGAACUUGUUCACAGGGUUAGAGAGAUGGGAUUCUCUGCAGAUUCAAAAUUUAUGUUAUCAUUUUGAAAAUUUGAGGAAGAAUGAAGAUGAAAUAGUCUUUUUAAUCUUUCGUUAAUGGAUACUGUCAGAAAAAUUAAUGGCACUUUAAAUAAUUUUUUAAAUGUUAGGGUAAGUUUCACAUUUGGUAAAAUAUAGGGGUAAUUUAAGUAUUUUACCCAUAAAUAUACGGCGAAGGAAAUAAGAUCCUAUCAAUUGUGACGGAGCUGAGGUUCAGCCGGCAGCAAAACUCCGCUGCGACUGUUGACGUGUGACGGGUUUUUCUUCAACCGCUCUUUUACAGGAUUAAGCGGCGAAUAGUGCGUCCUUUCAUUUUGGAGAACUGGAGACCGUUUCCUCCUCUCUCUGAUAACCACGUCUUCGUCUCCCUUUCUCUAUUGCUAUCCAAUUUUCCCUGAUGUAUGUUAUUAAUUUCUAUUUAUUUAUGGAUUUUCUUAUUUUCUUCUUUCUUCUCUCCGUUAUUCUUCUGUUCCUCAACGGUUUUCUCUCUGAACCAUCUGAAAUCUCCAAACUCUUCCAAAUCGAAAACCCAAAAAAUUCCUCCAAUGGGUUUGUCGAAAUAACUUCCUCAUUGUCAAAAUCCAGCUGGGAUUAUCCUUCUAAUCCUUCCUACAUGUAUAGUCUUCAUUUGAGUUUGAGUUUCUCAGUUGAUACAUGGAAGCGGAGCAAGAAGCAUUAGUUUCUGAUUGAUGACUUCAAGGGUAAUUGCGCUUAGGGGGAGAGAGAGCAUAUCAUUGAUGCAAACUUUGGAUUAUUGAUAUAGAUUUGGGUUAAAGUUUAUGUUAUCACUCUGGCACUUCGUGUUCAUCUGACCUGUAAGUUGUACUCAAGGGUUGCUCGGGAUUGCCUCCAUGGUAUCAUCAGGGACUUUCAAGCGGCAGAGCUCCUAUGAGAUGAGAAACAUCCACCAGAAAAUGCACCAUGUGAACUCAAAAAAUUGAAUCCAAUUACAAAAGAUAGUGUUUACUUGAUUGAUGUUCCACCAUAUGAAUGCUUAAGUUAGUGAUCCAGCUUCCAAAGGUAGCAUUGAUUCAACCAGUAACCUGCCAUGUAAAGCCAAAAAGAUGGAUCCAACUUCUAGGACUGGUGCUAGCCUAAACAACAAUCCAUGUCCAUUGCCAUGCCCAAAGGCAUCUGUAAAUUCAGAAACAAUAGCAACAACAGGAACAGUAGCAGCAGCAAUACCAACAACUGCAAAGACAAAUGAUGCAAAGAGAAGUAAUUCCAUCACCAAUAAUUGCCGAGGGAGCUGUAGUAGCACCCGUAGUGACAGCAUAGAUAGCUCCACUGCACCCCUCAAACCCCACACUGGUGGUGAUGGUCGGUGGGAGGCAAUUCAACUUGUCACUGCCAGAGAAUCCCCUCUUGGUCUCAACCAUUUUCGGCUUCUUAAGCGACUUGGAUAUGGAGACAUUGGAAGUGUCUACCUUGUUGAACUUAAGGGAACCAAUGCAUUCUUUGCCAUGAAAGUGAUGGACAAAGCAUCACUGGCUAGUAGAAACAAGAUACUCCGAGCACAGACAGAAAGGGAGAUUCUUGGGCUUCUUGAUCACCCCUUCUUGCCCACUCUUUAUUCACAUUUUGAGACAGACAAGUUCUAUUGUUUGGUCAUGGAAUUCUGCAGUGGGGGUAAUCUGCAUUCUCUUCGGCAGAAGCAACCAAACAAGUAUUUCAGUGAGCAAGCUGCACGGUUUUAUGCAUCAGAAGUAUUGCUGGCACUUGAGUAUCUGCACAUGCUUGGAGUUGUGUACAGAGACCUGAAGCCAGAAAAUGUGCUAGUAAGGGAGGAGGGACAUAUAAUGCUCUCUGACUUUGACCUGUCACUGCGUUGCUCUGUCAGCCCAACUCUUGUAAAAUCAUCAUCAGUUGGUGGUAUUGGAAACAUAGGUGGCAUUCUCAGUGAUGAGUUUGCAAUACCUGGAUGUAUCCAACCAUCAUCAUUCUUCCCACGCAUCCUACCUAAGAAGAGUCGGAAAUCUAAAUCAGAUUUUGGCCUCUUUGCUGGGGGAUCCCUCCCAGAACUAAUGGCAGAGCCCACGAAUGCACGUUCCAUGUCAUUUGUGGGGACACAUGAGUACCUGGCACCUGAGAUCAUACGCGGUGAGGGCCAUGGUAGUGCAGUUGAUUGGUGGACAUUUGGCAUUUUCUUGUAUGAGCUGUUGCAUGGGACAACCCCAUUCAAAGGGGCAGGCAACCGUGCGACACUCUUCAAUGUGGUGGACCAGCCACUCCGGUUUCCAGAUGUACCAAGUGUGAGCCUUGUGGCACGGGAUCUCAUCCGUGGCCUCUUGGUGAAGGAUCCACAGAAACGAAUAGCCUACAAAAGAGGUGCCACAGAGAUCAAACAGCACCCAUUCUUUGAAGGAGUUAAUUGGGCCCUAGUGAGGAGCAGCAUGCCACCAAUUGUGCCCCCACCCAUGGACUUCAGCCAAUAUGCCAGUAAGGAGACAAACCACAUGGAUAAGAAGACAAUAGGAAGUAGUAAUACCAGUGGUGGUGGUGGUGGAAAUAAGAACAUCUCUGGUGACUCUGCUUCCCUUGAUUUUGAAUAUUUCUAGGAUAACUGCAGUUGCAUAUUAAAGUAGGGUGCUCCAAAUUCAGGGAUCAAACAGCCACAUUAAAUGUUCUUGGUUGGAAACUGAAGUUGUAAUUACAGUUGUACACAUGUUGGAGGGAAAAUUUCUUGUACAUCUGCAAGGAUAAGUAUUUCAGAUGUAUCUGUUUUAACAUGUAUUUAUCAAAAAGAAUGUUGAUGGUCAGAAAGAUUAAAUUCUUUUCAGUUUUUUUUUUUUUUUUUGGUGGGGGGGACUAAACAUUGCAUUUUGAAGGAUGCUGCAAGAUCCAUCCUAUAUCUUACUGUAUUGUCAAGAUUGAUCUGACUUUGCAAUUUCUAUAAAAUCUGUAUU
Nelumbo nucifera (sacred lotus) is the source of this 3412-nucleotide messenger RNA. Its product is annotated as serine/threonine-protein kinase AGC1-7-like. The record is from RefSeq and is a predicted model, not a curated record. Gene Ontology annotation, molecular function: ATP binding; protein kinase activity. Gene Ontology annotation, biological process: protein phosphorylation. NCBI's taxonomy places the organism in Eukaryota, Viridiplantae, Streptophyta, Magnoliopsida, Proteales, Nelumbonaceae.